Molecule: messenger RNA, 532 nt
Organism: Aureobasidium subglaciale EXF-2481
Lineage: Eukaryota; Fungi; Ascomycota; Dothideomycetes; Dothideales; Saccotheciaceae
Exons: 2
Coding region: 75-419 (114 amino acids)
Source: RefSeq, a predicted model, not a curated record
GCUUCAACCACUAAACACCACACCACACCACACACAACAACAACAACAACAACAACUACACCCCAUCCACCACAAUGUCAGCCCCCACCUCCACCAUCCCCUCCACCUGCUGCGGCCGCGACGGAACCUGCAUCUGCGCCGCCGAAGCAACCUGCUCCUGCGGCAAGCAACCCGCCCUCCACUGCACCUGCGAAAAAGCCAGCACCGAAAACAAAGUCUCGGGUGCACGUUGCAGUUGCAACCAACGCGCUGCCGGUGCUUGUACUUGUUCGCGUGCCGGCAAGGAGAAUGAGAAAGUAGAGGGCAGUACUUGUGCUUGUGGAAAGAGAUCAAAGGAUUCUUGCUCUUGCAAUGGCACUGAGACUGCUGCUGGUGGCAAGGAAUACCCUGAUGAAAUCGAUUUCACUACAAAGGCUUAAAGCUGCGUCGACACACCAUCACCAUUACGAAAACAUACUUUUAUCUUUUUGCAUGACCGGGGAAAGGGUCUGGACUGGCGUUUUACGGAUUGAAAGGACCUUUGGGGAGACAU